Messenger RNA from Oldenlandia corymbosa var. corymbosa, 579 nucleotides. The record is from the annotation of a GenBank genome assembly. NCBI's taxonomy places the organism in Eukaryota, Viridiplantae, Streptophyta, Magnoliopsida, Gentianales, Rubiaceae.
AUGAAUCAAUCAAUUCUUAAAGACUGUGUGGAUGGCGGUGGAAUUUCGUGGCAUGAAUAUCUUGUUCCAGUCAUACUCCAAUUCGGAGACUCAUGCCUUCCCACAUUUAUGCUCAAUGUCGUAUUUGCUCUGAUAGAGAUGAAGAAGAAAAAGGAAAAGGAAGCUGCUCUAGUUGCUGAGGAAGAAGAGGAAGAGGUAUCUAUCAAGCCCAUUCUUUUUUCUCACAGUCAUUUGUACGAAAUUGUUGGAUCUAUGCAAACUAUUCCCCUUCACGUUUCCAUAGCUAUGGGAUGCCAUGGUAUCGUGAGGGAUAGUGACUACCCUCCUCAAAUUCCACCCAUCCUCCUCAUGAUUCUCACAAACCUUUAUUUCUUUCUUUUGAUUUUUGGUGAACCUUUAGUCCCACCACGGAGGUCAUUAGUCCCCGCUCACAGGUCUCCACCCAAUUCGAAUCAGGACCCAUUCUCUAUGUUGGGUUACUUAGGCCUUAUGAAAGGCUCUGGAGUUGGAAGUAUCAAAAUGUAUGAAUCGUUGAAUGAAUGGUCCCUUCCUAGAACUAAAUUUGUAUUUGAUUUGUGA